This is a messenger RNA of Babesia bovis T2Bo, 784 nucleotides long. RefSeq lists its product as uncharacterized. The transcript has a single exon. Lineage: Eukaryota; Apicomplexa; Aconoidasida; Piroplasmida; Babesiidae. The coding region runs from base 21 to 707 and encodes 228 amino acids. The record is from RefSeq and is a predicted model, not a curated record.
UUAACAAAGGAAAGCCAUAUAUGAUAAGAUACACGAUCCAGCAGCACAGCGCCUUGUGCAAUGCUUUAAACGAGGGUAUAAGGACAUUAGGAAUGAUUUGCCUUGACAUAGGCGCUCAUGUACGUAAUUUGCUGACUUUACCACACAGUUCAGUGGAUGAUCCUGAGCGGAUAUUACAAGAUGAAUUUGGGACAAUACAAGAUAUGCUGCAGAACUACGCAACCAAACGCAAAUUUGUAUUUAUGGCAAUGCUUGAAUGCUACGAAGGGAGGAGUUACAGAAAGGAUGAUCUGUUUGCCAUAACCCAUUUGAACACUGGAGUUUACUUCAUGUACAGCAACAUGUUACAGCUGCACAAUGAAACGAAAUCCUAUAUAGAAACAAGUGUUAUACACUCAGAUAUUCUCGAACCCCCUCUUAGGAACUUGGCGUUUCUUUUGAACGACAUUAGCAUGCCCCGUAAUAACCACAAAGUUUUGAAGUGCAUCAAACCACUUGACGAUGCUAAUGGAAAUGUAUUAUCCACAAAAUCCACUUUGAUCACCUUAUUCAAUGAGUUCCUCGUCGAUGCACCUACUCUACAACGUAUGGAGAGAUACUUUGAAAGCAUGAAAAAUGUCCAGUUUCCAUUUAAACCUGAAAAGUGGAUAUAUUUGGUGGAUGAAUAUUUUAAUUUAAAGUCUGCAAUGGAGAAGAUAUGGUUGUAGCAGAGGUUGAUUCCAUACAUAAAGGAAUCUUUAGUAAACCUUAACUAUACAUUAGAAAUAAUUAAAGAAAAGUUACC